AUGCCGAUGAUCGACGAUAACAUUAGACACACCUCUUCCGGAGAAAGUUACGAGAUAUCCCAAAAGAGACAUUCAAACAAUCAGCCUCCAUUGUCUGCACUUCGUAAGCAGUUGCCCGAUUUAAGAGCUCUGGUGUUGGGGUUUCAACCAAAUCCACCGAAAAGUACUCUAAUGCAAGUUCUGACAUGGAAAAGUAAGAUUUCUUCAAGAAGUAUGAUUUCUUCCCACACCCAGAGAGCUUGGGCUGCACCACUAGGGGCACUGCCCUGA
Molecule: messenger RNA, 270 nt
Organism: Yamadazyma jaroonii
Lineage: Eukaryota; Fungi; Ascomycota; Pichiomycetes; Serinales; Debaryomycetaceae
Source: the annotation of a GenBank genome assembly